AUGCCGAAACAUCCUGCAGACUACGAUGCAGUUGUAGUUGGUGCCGGCUUUAGUGGGAUUCGGUCGUUAUGGGAACUUCGCCAGCGUGGGCUGAGCUUCAAAUGUUUCGAGGCCGGGGCAGAUGUCGGCGGCGCCUGGUACUGGAAUUGCUAUCCUGGCGCUCGCACCGAUAGUGAAGCAUGGGUUUAUACCUUGAAUUUUGCCCCCGAAAUCAGGGAAGAAUGGAAUUAUACGGAACGGUACCCAUCGCAAAGAGAAGUGCAGCAUUUCUUGGGCCGAAUUGUCGAUAAGUUUCAUUUGCGAGAGUACAUCGAAUUCAAUUGCCGCAUUAAAUCUGCCCAUUACAAUAAAGAGACCAAACUCUGGACGAUCACAGCAGGAAACGGGACUGCUGUUACGUGCCAGUACUUUUUACCUGCAACCGGACCCUUGUCGAUUGCAAAGGCUCCCCCGUUCCCCGGACUGAAAACUUACACCGGAGAGUGGUACCAGGCCUCUAACUGGCCAAAAAGUGAUGUCGAUCUACGCGGCAAGCGUGUUGCUAUCAUUGGAACUGGUGCCACUGGAGUACAGAUUAUCCCAAAGAUUGCCCCGGCAGUGAAACAGUUGACCGUUUUUCAACGGUCCCCAUCGUAUGUUUUGCCGGGAAGAAACUAUAUUAUCGAUCAGAACCAAACCCAGGAAAUCAAAUGCAACUUUGAUGCGACUUUAUACGCGGCCAAGAAUCACCCGAAUGGGCUGGCAAUGAAACCGUCUGGGAAAACCGUCCAGGACGCGAGAGACGCGGACAAAGUCCGACAGACUUUGGAUGCUGGUUGGGAAGAGGGUGGCUUUCAUUACCAGUUCGAAACAUUUGAUGAUAUCUUCACCAAUGCCGAGUCCAAUGAGACGGCCUCAGAAUAUAUUCGUCAAAAAAUUCGCGCCAUCGUUCAUGAUCCAGAAGUGGCCGAAACACUGUGUCCUAAAUAUCCGUUCCUAUCGAAACGGCCCCCGUGUGGACACUUCUACUACGAAGCCUAUAAUCGCCCCAACGUGAAGUUGGUCAAUAUAAGUAAGCAGGAGAUUGACUUGUACGAAAAGGGUAUCAGGACCACCUCCGGAACUGAGUAUGAGUUCGACGUGAUAAUUUUCGCCAUUGGAUAUGAAGCCGCGACAGGUGCAUUGAGUGAACUAGACGUUCGCGGCCUAGAGGGAAAGUCCUUGGGAGGGAAUUGGAGCAAGCGCAUUGAUACUUUUGCUGGGUGCCUGGUGCCUGGCUUCCCCAAUUUAUUUUUGAUUUGCGGCCCACACGUGCCUUUUGGCAAUAUGCCGGUUGUGGUAGAUAUCCAGGUCAAUUGGAUCGGCCAGACGAUUGCGUAUAUGGAGCAAAAAAAACUUGCUUGUAUAGACGUGACUGAGAACGCAGUGGCUGACUGGUCUGCCGAACUCGACGAGACAUUCAAGGUAACUGUGUUUGCCGAAUCGGCCAAGGCAUCUCGCUCCUGGUUUGUCGGCGCCAACAUACCUGGCAAAGUGCAAACCGUCCUGUUCUACUUCGGGGGCGUCCCGGCUUACACGGCGAAACUGGAAAGGGAGAUCUCAGCAGGAUGGCCCAGUAUGCGGUUUAUUCCAUCCACAGUGACAAAUGGAGUAGGGCACGACGUCAACGGCAUCUAG
Messenger RNA from Talaromyces rugulosus, 1656 nucleotides. RefSeq lists its product as uncharacterized. The coding region runs from base 1 to 1656 and encodes 551 amino acids. NCBI's taxonomy places the organism in Eukaryota, Fungi, Ascomycota, Eurotiomycetes, Eurotiales, Trichocomaceae. The record is from RefSeq and is a predicted model, not a curated record. Gene Ontology annotation, molecular function: N,N-dimethylaniline monooxygenase activity; NADP binding; flavin adenine dinucleotide binding. The transcript has 2 exons.